AUGGCCUCCACUACCCAGAUUUCCGAAUGCCUUGCUGCGACGCUGAGCCCGAAUGCCAACGAGCGGAUGUCUGCAGAGCUCAAGCUCAUCGAGUAUUUCUCAGAGCCAGGCGCAGCUCAUCGCCUCUCCAAAUGUCGAUAUGCCGCUACGCCAGAUAAGUUGGCCCACUCUGCGAGCAUCGUCUUGAGGAAGUAUGUAAGAGAGAGGUGGUCGCCGUUUUUCCAAGGAUUUAAGGGGUUGCCACCUCCCCCGGAGAUCAAAAGCCGAGUGCGACAAGCUGUAUUCCGAGGCCUUUCAGACCCUAAUCGAAAAAUUCGGUCACUUUGUGCUCACACUCUGACGUCCAUUGCCAACUCCGAUUGGCCUGAUGAAUAUCCCGAGCUCUUGAAUGACCUGAUCAGCCUGCUAUCAUCGGGGUCUCCAGAUUCUGUUCAUGGAGCGAUGCAAGUCUUUACCGAGUUUAUCAAGGCAGAUUUGACGGAGGAUCAAAUACUGCCCGUUUUACGAGACUUGCUGCCCUCCUUGCUCUCCAUCUUGGGUGCCACUGAGCAACAUUUGCCUUUGACGCGCGCUAGGACGAUUUCAGUGUUUCGCCAGUGUACGAUAUCAUUAUUUAUGGUGAAGGAUCAAUAUCCUCAGGCCGUAAAAGAAGCCAUUGCUUCGGUCCUUCCUGUGUGGCUUGAGGCAUUCAAAGUUCUUUUGAACAUGGAUCCUCAGCACGACGCCAAUAGCUCCAACUGGGACGGUCUCGCUAUUCGUAUCCAAAUAUUCAAGACACUCGAAACUAUCCACACGAGUUUUCCUAAAGCUCUGGUGCCGUACUUUGACGAUCUUCUUAACGCCUCUAUCGUUCAUCUUAACCUGCUAUAUCCAACAUUCGAUCGAUACUACCUCGUAUCCAGCGACCCCAUUCCUCCGUCUUCUGAAGAUGACCCGAUACAUCUGUCUCACCUUUGUAGUUCUAUCCUGGAUUUUGUAGCUACCGUUAUACGAGGGGGAAAGGCCAAACAGUGGUUUACACAUGAACACUCAACUGCUUUAAUUGCCGCAGUCUUCAAUUACGCACAAAUGACCGACGAAGAUGAAGACACUUGGGGAUCCAAUGCUAAUACAUUUGUCGCACAAGAGGAUGACGAAACUCAAGACUACAGCGUCCGGGUUGCCGGAUUUGAUCUGCUUGGAGCAAUCAUUGACAGAGCCACUGUUCAAACUAUCUCAACUUUCCACACUGUUAUACAGCAAGUAAUACAAUCGUCGGGGCAGGCACGCAAUGGCGGCAAAGAAGACUGGUGGCGGCCACUAGAGGCUGGUCUAGCUGCUAUUGGGUCACAAUCCGAGUCUAUACAAGACUGUCUUGAAGAUGAAGAAGACUCGGAGCGGCCCAAACCCAUCGACAUCGAGAAUUUACUCCGGGAUGUGAUUCCCUCAAUUCUAGGUCUUUCUGAAUUCCCCUUUUUGCAAGGACGUGGUUUCGUCUUUGCAAGUCAAUAUGCCAAGCUGUUGCCCAUACAGUUGGCCGGUCAAUAUAUCGAUGCGGCUGUACAGGUGAUUGAGUCUAAUGAAGGUAGCAUCCCUGUUAAGAUAUCAGCGGUGAGAGCCGUCCACAACUUCUGUAAUGGCACGGAUGAUGCGGCAUUGACGCCUUUCAUGUCCCGUAUUGCCAAAGAUAUGGGUCCGUUCCUACUGCACACAUCCGAGGACACACUCUCCCUCGUUCUUGAAACUUUAUCUGUCAUUGUCGGCGUAGGUGAAGGUAAAUGGAUCACCCCAGAGUUGGCAGACUCCCUAGUUCUAGCCAUUCUGGAAGUGUGGUCUAAGAAUAACAAAGAUCCUAUCCUUCUGUCGAUCUUUCCUGAUAUUCUGGAGUCAUUAGCGUCAGCUUCUGCGCCUGCCAUUUAUGAAGUGGUCGUAAAGCAAGCGCUGCCUUCGUUAUGUAACUCUAUUUCAUCUGCGUCUAUUGACGAGUCGUGGAUCACCAGUUCGGCCAUUGACCUUGUCAACAGUCUCAUCAAUGGUUCGAAAAAUGGACUCGGAGAUGGCUUCUUCGCUCUUCUUGCUCCUCACCUAUUCAAAUGCCUUGGCGAGGCGGAUGACCAGGAUGUGUUACAAAAUGGAAUCAUUUGCCUGACGCUCAUUGUCCGGAAAGACUGUAAACAAUUAUUGUCAUGGUCCGACAAUAAUGGGCGCUCGGGGUUAGAUUAUGUAUUAACGCUUGUUGCCAAAGUGCUACAGGGCGAGGAUGAAUCUGCCGGCCUGACCAUUGGUGAUCUGAUUAUUCAUUUGCUCCGGAGAGCAGGCGAUGCUGUCCUUCCGGUGCUACCUGACCUCCUCCAGGCUAUGGUGAACCGUAUGGAUACAGCCAAAACGGCGUCAUUUAUCCAGAGUCUCGUCAUCCCGUUCGCGUUCCUGAUAACACAUCAGCGGGAUACGGUACUGUCUUUGCUUGAAUCGACAAACGCCCAAGGCCGGCCGGGUUUGGAGGUCCUGAUUCAUACAUGGUGCGAAAAUGCGGAAACGUUUCAAGGUUUCUGGCCCUCACGGAUCAGCACCAUGGCUCUCUCGCAACUUUUCGUCUGUGAAAGGCCGACGCUUCAGAACCUCAUGGUAAAGGGCGACCUUAUCGUCAAGCCGGAGACGAGAAAUGUCAUCAUGACACGGUCACGUACAAGGACGACGCCCACGGAGUUCACGUCCAUCGCCUUCCCCGUCAAAGCGCUCAAAAUCAUGAUUCACGAUCUCCAAUCUAGCAGUGAAUCAGCUACAUUUGGGACCUCUGGCAGCAAUCUACCAGAUGCCGACGAUGACGAUGGUGACGAGGACUGGAGUGAUCAAGGGGAUGGCAGCAAAAGGGACGCCGAGCUGCAAUAUCUGUCAGAUCUCAUCGGACCCAAGGGAUUGGCAUUCGACAAUGAUGAUAUAUUCGAGGAUAAUGACGAUGAAGAUCUGAAGACUGAUCCUAUAUCACAGAUGGAUAUGCAGGAACAUCUCACUACUUUCCUGCGCGAAUGCGCUUCGAGGAACACGUCCAAUUUUUCUGCGCUGGUAGAACAAUUAACUGCGGAGGAGAUGGCGGUAGUCCAGGUGGUGGUUUCUCAGCAAUAG
Guyanagaster necrorhizus is the source of this 3102-nucleotide messenger RNA. Its product is annotated as ARM repeat-containing protein. Gene Ontology annotation, cellular component: nuclear envelope; cytosol. The transcript is spliced from 18 exons. The record is from RefSeq and is a predicted model, not a curated record. Gene Ontology annotation, molecular function: small GTPase binding. NCBI's taxonomy places the organism in Eukaryota, Fungi, Basidiomycota, Agaricomycetes, Agaricales, Physalacriaceae. Gene Ontology annotation, biological process: protein import into nucleus. The coding region runs from base 1 to 3102 and encodes 1033 amino acids.